UUUUCUACCGGCAUAUUCCGUAGCCAUUUUCUAUCUGGUUGGACAACGCGACAUAGAAUUUGUUUCGGAAAUACGUUUGUUCUUUUGUUUAUCCCUUUUUAUUAUUUAAUUUAAAAUGCCUGGAUAUAAUGACAGAGACCGUGGUAGAGAUAGGGGUUAUGGUGGCGCUCCCCGGUUCGGUGGCAGUCGAAAUGGACCGCCUCAGGGCAAAUUCGGCAAUCCCGGCGAGAGGCUGCGUAAAAAGCACUGGAACCUUGACGAACUCCCAAAGUUCGAGAAGAACUUCUACAAGGAACAUCCUGAAGUCACAAGGAAAUCAGUGCAAGAGGUUGAGAUGUACAGGAGGACAAAAGAGGUGACUGUUAAGGGCAGGGAAUGUCCCAAACCAAUCAUGAAGUUCCAUGAAGCCAGUUUCCCCAACUAUGUCAUGGAUGUGAUUGGCAAACAAACCUGGACAGACCCGACCCCCAUUCAGGCUCAAGGUUGGCCCCUGGCCCUCAGCGGAAAAGACAUGGUUGGCAUCGCCCAGACAGGCUCCGGAAAAACACUGGCUUACCUGCUGCCAGCCAUUGUCCACAUCAAUCACCAGCCUUUCCUUGAACAUGGCGAUGGCCCAAUUUGCCUAGUUCUGGCGCCGACGCGUGAGCUGGCCCAGCAGGUUCAACAGGUGGCUGCAGAGUACGGCCGAGCCUCGCGGCUGAAGACAACCUGUAUCUACGGCGGCGCUCCCAAGGGACCACAGAUCCGCGACCUGGAAAGAGGUGUGGAGAUUUGCAUUGCCACGCCAGGGCGUCUCAUUGACUUCCUGGAGGUCGGAAAGACCAACCUGCGGCGCUGCACUUACUUGGUGCUGGACGAGGCUGACCGUAUGCUGGACAUGGGCUUCGAGCCCCAGAUCCGCAAGAUUGUGGACCAAAUCCGACCCGACAGACAGACUCUGAUGUGGAGCGCCACUUGGCCCAAAGAGGUGCGUCAGCUGGCAGAGGACUUCCUGAAGGAGUACGUACAGAUCAACGUGGGCGCCCUGCAGCUGAGCGCCAACCACAACAUCCUGCAGAUUGUUGACGUGUGCAACGACGGCGAGAAGGAUGACAAACUCCUGAGGCUGCUGGAGGAGAUUAUGAGCGAGAAAGAGAACAAGACCAUCAUCUUUGUGGAGACCAAGAGGCGUUGUGAUGAGCUGACCAGGAGAAUGAGGCGAGAUGGUUGGCCAGCAAUGGGCAUUCAUGGAGACAAGAGCCAGCAGGAGCGAGACUGGGUGCUUAAUGAGUUCAAAUAUGGCAAGGCAUGCAUCCUCAUCGCCACAGACGUCGCCUCCCGCGGUCUCGAUGUGGAGGAUGUGAAAUUUGUCAUCAAUUAUGACUACCCUAACUCAUCCGAGGACUACAUUCACCGCAUCGGCAGGACGGCCCGUAGUCAAAAGACGGGCACGGCCUACACCUUCUUUACGCCCAACAAUAUGAGGCAGGCCAACGACCUGAUCUCUGUCCUCCGCGAGGCCAACCAGGCCAUCAACCCCAAGCUGCUCCAGAUGGCGGAAGACAGAGGAGGUCGCUCUCGAGGGGGCAGAGGUGGCUAUAAGGACGACCGCCGUGAUAGGUAUUCUGGGGGGAGAAGGGAUUUUGGUAACUAUAGGGAUAGGGAUAACGAUAGGGGCUAUGGUAGCGGACCAAAGACACAGAAUGGUGGCUAUGGCGGGGCCAACAGCUAUGACAAGGGCGGCAGCAACACCGGUAACUACAGCAACGGUUACAACAAUGGACAGGCCAACAGUUACGGCGGCGCCGGUAACCCGGUCGCCGCCUUUCAGAACCAGAACUUCCAGGCCCAGCCGUUUGGCGGCAACCAGGCGGCAGGCCAGAAUGGCAUGAGUCACCCGCCGUUCCCCUUCACCCCACAGGCGCCCCCUCAACAACCCCCACAGCCCAUGGUGCCCUACCCCAUGCCCCCCACGUUCCCUCAGUAAAAUCACAUAUACACACACACACACAUAUUGAUACACUCUCUCUCACACACACACACACACACACACACACUUGUAUACACCUAAACUUGAGCGCACAAGCCCUUGAAGUCGUUUUAUGUUAAGGAAGAAAAAUCUUAUUACUAUACUUUGUACUCUUUGUUUUAUUUGCCUCCAGCAGGGUUGAAGUUUUUUUUUUUUUUCAGCAGUCUAAAAGUAUCUAAAAGUCCAAGUGAUCUCUCGUGCAGCUAACCAGUUGCACAUUCUUUACCAUUUUUAUUUGUUACAUUCCUCGAUAAUUUAUUUUUACUAGAUAAUGCACAUUUUCAUGAUUUAGUGUAUGUUUAAAGUGGUAUGUUUAAAACUUGAUCGGAAGGCCAGGCUUGGACCUUGAAGUAAAAAUAAAAGGAAAAUAAUCUCU
Messenger RNA from Alosa sapidissima (American shad), 2384 nucleotides. Its product is annotated as probable ATP-dependent RNA helicase DDX5. Gene Ontology annotation, cellular component: nucleus; cytoplasm; ribonucleoprotein complex. Gene Ontology annotation, molecular function: RNA binding; RNA helicase activity; ATP binding. The coding region runs from base 116 to 1966 and encodes 616 amino acids. Gene Ontology annotation, biological process: alternative mRNA splicing, via spliceosome. Lineage: Eukaryota; Metazoa; Chordata; Actinopteri; Clupeiformes; Clupeidae. The record is from RefSeq and is a predicted model, not a curated record. The transcript has 13 exons.